CUCUCAUGGAAACUCACUCUUAUUACCUAAUUCAUCAGAACAAUAUAAAAAAAAAACAAAAGGAUCCCUUAACCUUCACCAACAUCUCUCUCUCUCUAGACUCAACAAGGUCAUAUAUCAUGUCAUCUCCUAGUGAUAGAGGAAAGAGCAUGAUGGAAUCAUCAGGAUCAGAGCCACCGGUGACACCAAGCCGUUACGAGUCACAGAAGAGACGCGACUGGAACACUUUCGGACAGUACUUGAAGAACCAGAGACCACCCGUGCCCAUGUCUCACUGCAGCUGCAACCACGUGCUUGAUUUCCUCAGGUACUUAGAUCAGUUCGGUAAGACAAAGGUGCACGUGUUUGGCUGUAUGUUCUACGGCCAGCCUGAGCCACCAGCUCCUUGCACGUGCCCUCUCAGACAAGCUUGGGGAAGUCUUGACGCUUUGAUCGGACGGCUGAGAGCGGCUUACGAGGAGAACGGUGGAUCUCCGGAAACAAACCCUUUCGCUAGUGGAGCAAUAAGAGUUUAUUUGAGGGAGGUUAGGGAGUGUCAGGCUAAGGCUAGAGGGAUUCCUUACAAGAAGAAAAAGAAGAAGAAGCCAACCACGGAGAUGAUUGGUGGAAGAGAUGACUCUUCUUCCUCAUCCCCCUCCUUCAACUUCUCUUGAAAGACUUUACGGAUCAAAAACAUCUCAGAGAUGGAUCAAAUGUAAAAGAAGCCUCAAAUCUACCUACUACUGAUGAUCAAGAACUCAAAACAGAAAUGAUAUGUGUUCAACAUAUCUUUCGGUCCAUUUUAGCCGAUCUUCAUCCACCACUUCCGUAGCUAUCGAUCGGUUAUGUAUUUUCAUCAGCUCUAUUCUCUUAUUAAGCUCAUUCUGAAUAAGUGUAUAGAUUAUAUAUACCUAAGACAUGUUUGUUUUGUACGUACUUCUAUGUCAGCGUACUUAUUUUUCUCAAGUAAGUCCAACAUAUUGAUAUUCCAAUGGGACAGUGGCGGCAUAGCCGGACCGUUGAAUUUUUCGUGUCGCAUAUUAUAAAAUUGAUGGAUUUUAC
This is a messenger RNA of Eruca vesicaria subsp. sativa (arugula), 1041 nucleotides long. Lineage: Eukaryota; Viridiplantae; Streptophyta; Magnoliopsida; Brassicales; Brassicaceae. The record is from the annotation of a GenBank genome assembly.